AUGGCAACGGCCCCCUCGUCGCCUCGCAAACGGGCCGCGCGUGUUUGGUCUCCGGCUCGAGCAAACAGCGCCAAACGAGCUCCCCGCCGCUGGCUGCCCGAAGGUGGCGGAAUCCGCGAGAGAGGACCGCGUCGCCGCCCUUGGCUCGGGGAAAGGGACAUCGGGCGCGCUUCUCGAAGGUUCUGGGGGACGCUCGCGCCGCUGUACGCCCCCCCUUCUCGUGCCACUGUACGCCAUGGCUUCCCGUACCAGCCGACGGCGCUGGCGUUCGACCCCAUCCAGAAGGUGCUGGCGGUGGGCACCAAGCACGGCUCCAUCAGGCUUAUCGGUCGACCGGGCGUAGACGUGCACGUGCGCCAUGAGACCGAGGCGGCCGUUCUGCACGUCAUCUUCCUGAUCAACGAGGGCGCUCUCGUCUCCGCCACGGCUGACGACUCCAUCCACCUGUGGAACUACCGCCAGAAGCGCCCCGAGAUCGUGCACUCGCUCAAGUUCCAGCGGGAGAAGAUCACGUGCCUGUGUCUGCCGUUCCAGAGCAAGUGGCUGUACGUGGGCACGGAGCGCGGCAAUGUCCACAUCGUCAACAUUGAGCUCUUCCACCUCUCCGGUUACGUCAUCAACUGGAACAAGGCCAUUGAACUAUCCAGGAAGACGCACCCCGGCCCUGUGGUGCACCUGAGCGAAUGUCCAGUCGACCCCAGCAAGAUGCUGAUCGGUUUCGAGACGGGUCAGCUUGUCAUUUGGGACCUGAAGAACCGGUGCGCUGACGUCCGCUACCAGUCAGCCGAGCCCCUUCGCUCCGUCAGCUGGCACCAUGAGGGCAAGCAGUUCAUGUGCUCACAUACGGACGGCUCGCUCACCACAUGGGGCAUCAAGCAGACCACACCGAAGCCGGCGUCCACCAUCUUUCCUCAUGCAAAAACAAACAAAGACGGUAAACAAGAACCCUGUAAAGCUAUACAGAAAGUACAGUGGACUUGUAGUAAAAACGGGGAUUCCUUCGUCAUAUUCUCCGGCGGCCUGACCAACGACAGAGCGGGAAGGACCCCAAGCAUAACGGUGAUUCACGGGAAGACGACGACCGUGCUGGAGAUGGAACACAGCGUCGUGGACUUCAUUACUCUGUGCGAGACGCCCUUUGCGAGCGAGUUUGCAGAACCUUACGCCCUCGUCGUGUUGCUGCACAAUGACCUGGUGGUCGUGGACUUACACACCCAGGGCUACCCGUGCUUCGAGAACCCGUACUCCAUGGACCUGCACGAGUCCCCAGUCACGUGUUGCACCUACCUGGCCGACUGCCCCGCUGACCUCGUCCCGGCCUUCUACUGCGUGGGAGCCAGGGGUCAGAAACGCCAGGGCUUCAGCGAGCGAGAGUGGCCCAUCUGCGGCGGCGAGUGGGGGUCCACCUCGUGUAGCUAUGCAGAGAUGAUCAUUACUGGGCACGCGGAUGGAAGCAUUAAGUUUUGGGAUGCAUCAUCUGUUAGUUUACAAGUUCUCUACAAAUUAAAAACUGCAAAGGUUUUUGAAAAGCCAAGAACCAGAAGUAUUGACGGUGAUGAAGAUCCAUUUGCAAUCCAGCACAUAUUCCUGUGUCCAGAGUCGAGGUUGCUUUGUGUUGCAGGAGCCACAGCUCAUGUUAUACUCUUCAAAUACUCCAAACAAGAGACUACUGGCGAAGUUCCAUGUCUGGAGAUUCCAAUUGUGUAUGAGGUCUAUGAAUCAGGUGACUGCUCACCCGAGUACGAAUUCCCGCCUCGCCCCACACUCCAGGGAUCAGUGGAUUAUUUUGUACCGAUCCACGUCCGAGGUGGAUCACAGAAGAAGGCCUCUGGGUACCAGGCUGAUCUGGUGUGUCUUACGCCCUGGGUGGAAGGUGAACCCCCGGGAUCAAUAACUGCUCUCUCUAUCAACUCGUCGUAUGGACUGCUCUCAUAUGGAAAUGAGAGUGGUCUGGUGAUUGUGGACUACAUAGCCAAGACCUGCAUCUUGAAUAUGGGCACGCCAGAGCUCUAUGGAUCAGCAGAUCCGUACCAGCGCGUUCCUCGCUCUCCAAAACGGAAUGAGUCCAACAAAGAAGAUGAACGAUGCAGGUCACCCUCGUCUGAUCAGGAUGUUAAACACAUGGGAUCCUCCAUUUUUUACCAUCAACAAACCACACAGGAGGAUUUAGAAAUUGACGGCUUAGUGAGGAAAGAAAGCAAGGAGGAUCUGAAGGACCCCAAGAAAGCUGUGAACCGCAGCGAUAGCAAAGGACGUGGAGAUUUGGAGAUCCGCAAAUACCUCCUAAGAAAGGACAGUAAAGGAGUAGAGAAAAUCAAGGAGGAAAAGAAGGAGGGAAUGCUUGAAACAGGGAAGAUGGAGAUCAGGAAGCUGCUUGGAAGGAAGGAGAGUAAAGCCAAGGAUGAGAAAGAUGGGAAGGUGAAGGAGAAUGAAAAAGAUGAUGGAGCAGUUGAUGAUAAUGCUCCGAUGAAGAAAGCUUCCUUUAGUGAGGGGAAGAAAGCUGAAGACAAUGGACAAGAGCAGGAACUGGCCACAGCUGAAGAAGUAAAUGAUGGAAAUAAAGGAGAGCAGAAGCAAGAACUGAAAGUGGAACAGCCAAAGUCUCGAGCAGUGUCUCCUGGUGGCGAGCUGAGAGUGGAGCAGCCAAAAUCGAGGUCUGUUUCUCCUGGUUUUGAGCUCAAGGCAGAUCAGCCGAAACCAAGGGCUGUCACUCCUGAGCCCCAGUUAAGGAGCGAGGGAGAUGCAAAAGCAGCUAACAAUGACCCAAAGAGGCAGUCUGUUUUCCGUUUGAAGGCCCAGUUUAACAAGCUGGAUGCCAAGUUCAGGAAGGCCUUUUCUUCAGAAAAUAAUUCAUCCAUUGACAAUAAUUCCAAGUUUUAUGUUGAUGAUGAUAUUGUCGUUAUUGGACCUGAUGGAGAAAUGAAGGAAAAAGACCUGAAUGAUGUUCUUGAAAUCAAAGGUGAUGAUACAGAAGAGGUAUCUGAAGAGCUCAAAAACUGUGUAAAUUUACUGAAUGAGGAUGAAGGUUUGGAUCAGAAUGAUGCAAAACCUACCACACUUGGUGUCAGCCCAAGACCAAGCCCAAGAGAGAGUCCUGGAGUUAGUCCAAAGCCAACUCCAAAACCAAGUCCCAUAGAAGAGACUGAUAUUCUUGAGCAUGAAUUCUCAAAAGAACAGAAAAUGAAGGAAAAUGAAGACCGCAAAUCAUCUCUUGCUCUGUUUGACAAAGAUGGCAACCCAGUUCCUCCCCCAAGACGUAAAGUGCGACUUGCAGAGGCCAAGCAAAAAAGCAGCAAGCUUUCACAAAGUAUCUGUGAAACAAACAAGGAAGCAGGUACUGUUCAGACUCAGAAUAGUGCUCAGGGUCAAGCAGGGGGAUCUUCCUCAGUAUCUCCCACAGACAAGGAGAAAGAAGAGGGCCUUGUGGAACUCCGCAAACAGAUGCCGAAAAGCCAAGCUGGGGAAGUAACCCCUACCCAGACUCCAAGUCACCUAACACCCACACCAGCACCCACAAGCACUAAUAUAACCAGUCCAAACAGCAAGGGAGCUUUCAAGACAUUUGUCAGCCACAUCACGAAGAUGGGGUCCUCACACACUUAUCAGGACAAGCUAGAUGGCUCCUUUAGUCGAUCUCGUUCGUCCAGCAUCAGCAGCCUUGAGAAUAUUAGCAGUGAGGCAAUACAGUGUCUGGCCUUUGCUGAUUCUUAUAUAAGGAAAAAUGAUACCCAAAUGUCACCAACCCUAUGGGUAGGAACAAGUCUUGGGUCAGUCAUCCAAGUUAUGUUAGUUAUACCUCCAUUAGAAGGGCGUCUGUCUAACCCUGCACAGGUUACUCCCAGUGGGACGAUCUUUCGUCUGAAGGGUUCUGUUCUAGCAAUGUCUUUUCUGGACUGCAAUGGGGCACUCAUACCCUAUCAGUAUGAGUCCUGGAAGGAUGCCAACAAGGAAAAGAAGCUGGAACGUACUCCGACAAAAUCAUUGGUCGACAACAGAAUGUCGCCAACUAACUCAGGAGAGCAGACUUGGGGAGACCGACAGUUUGUUGUGAUUGCGUCAGAGAAAGUGGCCAGAGUCGUUGCAUUACCGUCGCAGAACUGUGUAUAUAAGCAGAUCAUCACUGAGGUUUCUUUUGUUGUUAAGGCAGAAAUAAUUCAGAUUAAAGAUAGUGUAUGUCUAGUUUGUUAUGUUGCAACAGGACACAUUUCUGUGUUUAGUCUGCCCAGUCUUCGACAGCUGGUGUAUGUAGACUUCCUGCCUCUUGUUGACCUUAGAAUUGCAAGGACUUUCUGCUUCACAAAUUAUGGCCAUGGGAUGUACCUGUGUUCUCCAACAGAAAUUCAGAAGUUUACUCUGUCCUCUGAUUUCUGCAAAGAUAUGCAAGAUCUUCUUGGGGAAUUAUUCCUUCCGUGCGAUAUGCCAGAGCCUCCGAAACAGAGCUUCUUCAAGGGGCUGUUUGGGGGCGGAGUCUCACAGUUAGAUCGGGAAGAACUCUUUGGUGAAGCAUCAGGAAAGGGAUCUCGCAGUGUGGCAAAGCAUAUGCCUGGAUCAACAGCCCAGCUAGAAGCUCUGAACAUCCGCGCUGGCACAGUUUCUGGGGAAAUUGCCAAAACCCGAAUGCAGUUGGUUGAACGAGGACAGAAGCUCGGAGAAUUGGAGGAAAGAACCGGAAGGAUGAUGACAGAAGCAGAGACCUUCUCCUCAACUGCGCACCAGCUCAUGCAGAAGUACAAGGACAAGAAGUGGUACCAGCUAUGAAGUGACUAUCAGGUUGUUAUGGUGAUAUCAUGUACCAGUUAUAUAUUUCCCUAGCACUACAUCCUUCCUCUUGAGAUGUAAGGGUAUAUGUGAUACAAAAUUAGGAGGGCACGUAGAGCGUCGCCCUUUGUCAACCUGCUGUAUACCAAAUACUUAUGGGAGGUUGAUACAGACACUGGGGAGGUUGGGUGCCCAUUAGGAGAGGUGGUACUUGCCAUUACAGUCUUACUGUAAAUAUGGUUCUUGCAUUUAGACAUCAGCCCCACACCAUCAUUCAAGUUGUUACAGUAUUUAAGAGUAUCAGCAGGUACCUGAUACAAGUGUUAGGUGAUGCUACCCUUUAACUGUAGUUGGUGUGAUAUCAAGGUAUUAUGCUGUAGGAGAAAAAUUCCACAUUAGUGUGGGAAUUUCUUGAAGUUGUGGUGAUUGUAAAUAAGUAAAAUAUGUACAGGGAAACAGUCUUAUGAGAAUGAAUAUUGAGGAGUUAGUAGCUUGUAUUCCCAUGUGUUUUACUGGGUGUGACAUUAAUGGCCAAACUGCAUUGGGCAAAGUGCAUGGAGCUGCACUUACACAGUUACACCAAUUGGUUGUGAGCUCUUAAGAUUAUCAUUAGGUUUACUAUUCCUAAUGGUCUUUGAUCAAAUUUCCUCUUGUUCCUAUAUUCAAAUUUUGAAUUCUGUUUACCCUUUAAUUGGGCACAUGGAUAUUUUAGAUUCUUCUUCUUUGUAAGGUAUAAUCAAUAUUUGAUUUCAUAUGAUGAUCAGAAAUGCAGUACUCAGUGUUUGCUUUUGUAUACAGGGAGCACUGUUUCAUACUGUACUGACUGAAGUUAGUAUAACUUUGCCAUUGGGCUGAAAUCAGUCACUAGCACUGAAUACUAAGUACAGGAAUCCACUGUUGUUUUGUGAUAUUGUAAUGCAAUUGUUAUUGAUUGAUACACAAUGAGUGCAAAUGUGGAAUUGCUUCUAACUUUUAUAAAGUGAUCUUUGUGAAUUUGCCAAAAAUAUGUGUUUAGACCAAGGAUGCCCUAUAAUGCAUAAUUUUUGAAAAUGUUCUAUUUACUGAUAAUAUUUUAGCCAAAAAUUAUCUGAAAAAAAUUUAGUUAUUUUAUAAGCUGUACAAGUAUUGAAAUAUGUGAUAUAUAGAUUUUUUUUCAAAGUAGAUUGCUUUCCACUAAAAAUCAUUUAGGUAUUCUUUUUGCUUUCAAGUGAUUAAGAAAGUGUCUUAUGCUAAAUUACAAACAUGUUUGGUAACUACAGAUGAAAUAACAUUCAGUAUAUCAAUAUUCUAUAGCAUACUGACUGUAAAUGUAAUUUAUUUUUCAUGUUGUGUAGAAAUUACAAACCUAGUUAUCUGUUUAAAUUACAUUGUAUAUUGAUUGUAAACAAGAAAUUUCAGUCUACGAAGGGUCAUCUGUAUUGGCACUGUAUCAACUUCAUUUUUAAAGCAAGUUUUUUCUUUGGAAUCAUGAACUUUAGUUAUUAUAUUUUUAAUGUAAACACUUUUGUAUCAUUAAAAAAAAAAAAGAGAGAAAGAAAAAAACAACCUUUCAAGAAAUUAUAUUCAUGACCUGCGUGUCACUUCGUAGAUGCACAUGCAUAAGAGGGAGCCGGCCUCUGCUUUUCUAUCACAAUCUGGCUCAUGCAUCUGAUGAUUCAUCUGGGCUCUAUUACAUGAUUUCAGACAAGUUUCAAUUUAUGUAUGUAUGCGCCCCGUUGCUGACAAACAUGCGGGUCCAUACCAAAAAAAUUGAAAUAACUAAGAGAACAUAAACCAGUCUAAUGCUAUGGUACAUGAGACUUUUCUACAUGGAGUGAGGCUAGCAUGGGUGGAUGGACUAUUUAUCUACUUGUUUUCUGAGAAGGGAUUAUUUUUGCCUUUUGAUUAAUAGAGGAUAGUCUUGGACUUUUCAUUUGGCUUGAGAAAAUGUUAAUUUACACUUUGUAGUGACAAAUUGAAAGGACAUUUACUUAUCACAGUGUUUUGUAAAAUAUAAUAUCCAUGUUAAAUUCAUUAUCCACUCAGUAAUAGGUCAGAUUUAUGUAUCUUUUAUAUAUAUAUACAUAUAUGAAUAUGUAGAAAUAUAUUUAUGUAUACAAGGAUAUAGCCAUAUCCCAUUCUUUAAUGGCUUUUUGUAAAAGCUGAAAAAAAAUACGAUUGUAAUUUCUGUGAUUUAGUUUUACAACAGAAUUUUGAAGGAGAUGGAGGGUUCAACACCCCAUAAUACAGACACAACAACCAAUGCAUGUUAUCCGUGUUUGUGGAUCUUACUUAAAGAGAAAAUAAACCUAAGUGUCAUCAACUUCACAGUAUACAGUUCUAAAGUAAAGUAUUUUUCUUUUUCAAAUCAUGAUGAUGAGUAAUACCCAUUCAUAUUACUGCAGAUAGAUAUUUAUGAAAUGCAUUACAUUUGACAUGGCUUUUAUUUUGUAUUUAUUAUAAUUACCAUUACAAUUUACAGUAGAAAAUACAGCAAGUGAGAGAAAUGAAAUAGAAACUCUUUGUUUACAUUUUCCUUUCAGGUUUCCAUUGUAAGUAAAGCUUUUCAGGUUUUGCAAGUAACACAGACUGUUUGUUGAGCUGUGAGGGCCAGACUGCCAGGGCAUUUCAAGAUUAGGAUUGUGAGUAACCUUGUUUCUUUUCCUUUUAAAUUUCAGUGGCUUAAUUCUUCAUCUUUCUCUUCUUUUUAUUCCUCUCCUUUUCUUUUUUCUUUUUUUUUU
Molecule: messenger RNA, 7478 nt
Organism: Penaeus indicus
Lineage: Eukaryota; Metazoa; Arthropoda; Malacostraca; Decapoda; Penaeidae
Gene: Tomosyn
Product: syntaxin-binding protein 5-like
Exons: 22
Coding region: 1-4758 (1585 amino acids)
Biological process (GO): regulation of protein secretion; regulation of exocytosis
Cellular component (GO): plasma membrane; SNARE complex; cytoplasm
Molecular function (GO): myosin II binding; GTPase activator activity; syntaxin binding
Source: RefSeq, a predicted model, not a curated record